Messenger RNA from Eleginops maclovinus (Patagonian blennie), 1413 nucleotides. It is a transcript of the gene tac3b, whose product is annotated as tachykinin precursor 3b. The coding region runs from base 723 to 1277 and encodes 184 amino acids. The transcript has 6 exons. NCBI's taxonomy places the organism in Eukaryota, Metazoa, Chordata, Actinopteri, Perciformes, Eleginopidae. The record is from RefSeq and is a predicted model, not a curated record.
AUAAAGGAGCUUAACAUUUAGAGAUUUAACUAUUAAUUAAGAGAUAUAUAUUAGGAUGCUUUCUGAUUAAAUGCCUUCAUCUUAUUUUUCUCUAUAAUAUUUGCAUCAUUAACUGAAUUAUACAGUUUUAACGGAAUGUGUGGACCUAUAGCAGUGUUUUCAAAUGCAUGUUUAUACAGAUAAAUACAUGUUUUAAAUCAGUUGGGAGUACCUGACACCCUUUGGUGUUGAGCCUGAUUGUGAGCGUGGCCUACAAAAACAUUCUAUAUUAUAUGGUAUGCCAAUACUUUCUCUAUGAAACUAACAAUGAUUUGAUAUGAUAAGCGGGAAGUGCUGCUGUGAUGGGAGUAUUAUUGUCAGUUGUAAGGCACACAGUGGAAGCAGGCUAUUACAUCCUUCAAAGUUCACAGAGAAAAAUAAACCAGUGUUCUUAAGUCCACAACAUGUGUUUGUGUUACAAUAAAUGGAAAGUAAUUAUAGUGACAUGAUAAAAAAGACAAACAGUUGAACAAACAGGAUGUGGUCAUUGCGAGGUGUCAUACUGACUGAAUGGAGGACUUUAAACAUGACUGACGGUAAGAAACGCCUAGUUUAGUUAUAGAUGGCAGUAAAUGGCUCAGACUCAGUCAAAUAUGUCUCACAUAACAUGAAUUGAUCAUUGAGAGGCACCACUAUAGCUUAUAAGUUCAUAGUUUUAAGACAUGUCACCUACAUGAUGAGUCAUGGAGAAAACCCCAAUCUGCCGCUGCUCUCUCACCUCGCUGAUUUCUUUAAUCGUCCUGGUCUUAUUUCCUCUGAUGUCUGAAUGUAAGGUGGACACCUACACAUCACGGAAAGAGGCUACGCCCGAGUGCUGCCGUGUUAGAGGAGAUGCAGGGUUGAAGAAAUCUAAAGACGUGGACUAUGACAGCUUUGUGGGUCUAAUGGGGAGAAGUGCUGCUCAUCCAAACAGACGCAUGGCGCACACUCUCACUGAUGUGUUUGGGCGAAUAACUGAGCGGCGCGCCAACAGAGGACCGAUCAGAAUUUAUUCAGUGCCUAUAAAAGGUCAAAGCCGGAUGCACAAGUUUGAACUGCUGUCCCACACCCAGUCUGCUCCGCGCACCGCUGACGUUCAGGAACUGUUUAACAUAAAGGCGAUAAAAGUUCUCUGCGUUGGACAAACUGUGACACAUUUCUGCUCAUUUAAUGCAACAGGAAAAGCUUGUCCGUGUCCCAGGCGGUAUUUACCCACAAGGAGCGACAAAUAUGCACUACGGUUCCAACGCUUUGUGUAGGGGGAAAUGUAAUGACCCCUUGGAAAUAUUAACAUGCAUGAAGGAAUUUCUACUGUCACUGGAAAAUGAUCUGAGAUGUUACACCAUGUAGAAAACGUAAUACAGAACAAAUGUACAAUAAAAUAUGUAUUUAUUU